UGAAAGUAAAGAGUUGUCAGCCCUUGCUGUAGCAUUUGAGGCAUUCCUUGAUCUGAUUGCUCCAUUAAUUAGUGAUGAACGACAGAUGAAGAAUCUAAUAGAAAAUGGAAGAUUUCUUUGAGAAAUAUGGUGGAAAUAAUAAUCAUGAUAUUCAAAGUGAUGCCAGAAAGAAAUAUGAUGAAUAUUAUGCUGCAGAAGAAGAGAUUAAUGUUAAUUUGAAUAUAUUUGUUGUGAAUAUGGAGUUAUCUUAUGGUGGUUUGAAUACUGUAGAAUACCAAAUAGGCUACCCAAGUGAUAAAGAAUAUGCUGAGCAGGGUGGGGAUGAAGAUUUACCAUUAGGUCUGGAAUUUCAAAAUCACCUGAAAUGUUUCAUUAACCCAAAUACCAGGAAUCCUGCACUGAGAUAUAAGCUAGCUGAGAAAUUGGUGAUGCAACUCAAAAUAUCCAGUAAUUUAAACAACUUAACCGAGAAACAAAGAUUAGAUCAAACAGAGUUGGAUAUCAAAUGUCUAAAAUUACUCCGUGGUUUAAUACAUAAUGAAAUAAUCAAACUACCAGUAGAUUGGGAAGUAAAUAUGAAAGCAAACAGCAGACAACUAGAAGUAAUAGAAUCUGUCCAGAUAGCCAUUAAUUCAUAUGGUGUUGUUGAUAGUGUCAGUACACAUCUGUCUAGUUCAGUUGAUGACAUAGUACGAGAAUUAUUAGCUUUUAUGUGUGCGUUAUUAUUUGGUGGAAAUGAAGCAGUUCAGAAUAGUCUGUUUGAGUAUUUUACUGGAACAAGAGAAGAGACAUUCUUUUUUGCUAUAAAAAAUAGAAUGCAACUAUCAGCCUUAGCAACCAGAGAAAAACGUCUCCUAAAUGCUCAACAUCAAGCUAAGGUUGAUGAAAUGAUCGCUCAAACUAAAGCUUUACAGAAAGCCAUGAAAGAAGGUGCGGUUCCAGCGGAUGCAUUUUUAGCUAGUCAUCUUGGUUCUAUGUUAUCUAUGGCCAAAUCUCGCUCUAGUUUAAAGGGCUCAUCCUUAUUUAAGAAAACUAACAAGCUUGGAAUUCCAGAGCCCAGGUAUGGUAAAGGUCGUUCCCCAAGAGGAAGUCAGUUAUUAAUUGCACCACCUAAUUUGAUGAAGAAUGGAAGUGCUGUAUUUUCUGAUUCUGGGAAAAAAGACAUAGUGCCCUUUUCCAAGAAAAAGUCUUCUGUGGCUCCAGCCAAUGAAGAAGAAGUGGACAUUAAGAUUGAUCAAUUAGAUGAAGAAGAGUUAGCUGAGUUAACGAGCUAUGCUGUACAGAUGACAGAUGAUUUAGAUUUUAAAGAUGAUGGUUAUUUGGAAUUAGUAUUACGAGUUUUAGGUUUAAUGUGUGAUAAUCAACAUAACGGUAUUCAGAAUUAUCUACGAGAACAGCCUGAUAAUAUUAAAUCUGUGAACCUUGUUGCAGAAACGACCAAGUUUCUCAGUAUUCUGUAUUCAAGUAUUAACAAUAAUACUAUUUCACUCAUUAUAGAAUUAUUUGAUACAUUGGUUGAAUAUACUUCUGGUAAUUUCGAUAAUCAGACUGUUGUAUUUGAUAAUAAGAUCUGUGAUUAUAUCAAUCAUAUUCUAAGAUCAGAAAUUUACAAAGGUUGUAAAUUGGAACAGAUUUAUACGCUAAAAAAGUCAAUAGCUACGUUAAUACGAUCUUUAACAGAAGAAACUCCACCAGUUAAUGUCGAAGAUGAAACUACAUUAUUACAAAAACAACUUCAAGAUCAAACGUGUUCGGAAGUGUAUGAAUAUUUAGAUAAAGCAUCUUUAAUUAAUGCCAUGAUAACAACCUACAAAGAUUUACAGUCGACUAAUAAAGAAUGUCAAGAUAAUGAAGGGUUGUUAACAUCGGUGGGUUUCAUGUAUCAUCAUUUAUUAUGUCGUAGAAUUGAUCUUCAUGGUGGUGCUGAGCUGGAAGAACAUUUAAAGACUGAUGAUGCUAAGACAGCAUGGACAUAUUUUUCUAACAGUUCUCUAUCAAUAGAGAUUAUAAAGGAUGAUAUAUUACAAAAAAUUUACUUUAUGGUUAAAGAUAAGAAUGUUCUUCGUGAAGAAAUCAAAGACAAGUUCAAAUAUGAAGUUGAUCGUACCAGUCCCAGCAAUAAAUUACGAGAUUUUAUGGAAUGGUCAAGUGAUAUUAUUGAUGAUAUUCGAUACCAAAGAAAAAUUAAUUCCAUUCCGUUAGCUAGAUUCAUUGUUAAAAUAUGGCCUUAUUUAAAUGUGAUAGCAUUAUUAUUAUCGGUUAUAAUAGCUGUGAUGAUAUUGAUAACAUGGAAGGCUUCUGGCAUUGUGUCUGAUGCUGUACCUGAUACAAGUGAUUACCCAUUUACAACAGAGGCCACUUAUAUUCUGGGUGGCAUGCAUAACCUAGUUUCACUUCUCAUGUUUAUAAGUUAUCUAUUAUCAAAUCAUCCGAUAUUACCACAUUGGACAGAUUUUACAGCCAUGUUCAAAAGGAAGAAAGAAGGGGAUGUAGAUAAGAAGAAAUCUGAAUCACAUCUUCAUGUUAAACUGCUUAGUUUUACAACAUUUUACUAUCUUGCAUUUUUAAUAUUUUCUGUGGCAGGAACUGUUUUCCAUGGUUAUUUCUUUUCGUUCCAUCUUCUACACAUGGCGAAGUUAAAUCAACUGUUGAUUCGAGUUACUCAAGCUGUUACUAGGAAUGGAUUGUCUUUGAUAUUGGUUGGUUUAAUGGGUCUGGCUAUCAUAUAUAUACAUGCCCUGGCUGCCUUUGCUUUUUUCCGUGACAUGUUAGACAGUAAUGAAGGAAGACAAUGUGAUACUAUGUUUCAAUGUUUUAUUACUGUUAUACAUCAUGGUCUCUCAGAUGGAAUGUAUAAUACAUUUGAACAGAUGCUUACUGGUAAAUCAUUUGCGGUUUCUGCAGGUGUAGCUGCCUAUGAUGUCAUCUUCUUCAUAAUUGUUACAACCAUUGGUCUGAACAUUAUCUUUGGUAUCAUUGUCGACACCUUCUCUGAAUUGAGAGAUUCAAAGUGGCAAAUUGAUAAUGAUAUGAAGUCUAAUUGUUUCAUAUGUAGUAGAGAAAAUUAUGAUUUUGAAAGACAAGGAAAUGGGUUUGAACACCAUGUAAAAAAAGAACACAAUCAAUGGGCUUAUUUAUUCUUUUUUAUUCAUUUGGAAGAAACUCGACCCAAUGAUUAUUCUGCAUUAGAACUCUAUGUGAACAAUCUGCGAGUAAGAGAGAGCUUUGAAUUUUUCCCAAUGAAUCGAGCGUUGAGUUUACAACAUGAAGAAGAUAGCAGUGCCAAAAAAUUGGAAACGCUGAUGAGUCAAGUGGAUUAUUUAGUGAAUAAAAUGAAAGCUACGGAGGCAGAAAAAGAAAGAGAUAAAGAAAAACAGCGACAAAAGGAAUGGGAAAAAAAGCAUAUUAAAUGUGAAUAAAUUGUGCUGAAAUGUUUGUGAUGACUUUUUGAGUUGUGGAGAGACAUUGAAAACAAUCUCUUUAAAAAUCUGUGAUAUGAAAUGACUCUACAAGAAAUUAUUGUAGAUAUUAUAUGAUGACUUUUAAAAAAACUUUGUAUCAAAGAGUAUAACUAUUGUUAUUUGUUCACAUAAUUUAUUUUUUGUUACAAAUAUUUAUCUGUUGUUUUUUUUUUAAUAUUUAUUUUUACAGUUGUAAAUAUUUUCGUGUCAUUUCAUACAUUUUGUAAUAUUCCUUGAGUUCCAUCUAUUAUGUGAUGUGCAUUUUUGUGAAUAUGAAAUUGCUUUUGAUUUAGAUUUUUAUAUGGUAUUUUUAUAGCCUAUUGUAUUUUUAUAGAGAUUAUUUCAUAAAUCAUUAUAACAUGUAACUAAAUCUAAAGUGACUUUAACACAAAAUAUGAAGUUAAUUCCCUAAUUUCUUUUACAUAAUAAUAUGUUGAUUUAGUGCAUUGUUAAAGAAAUGGAACAUGCUUUUGAAGUAAUAAAGAAGUUUCUUUGACUCAGAAAAUCUGAAUACACUAAUACUAUUCCAUUCAAAGAGGUUUUAAAUAAGACUUUUGAUUCUUUUUAUUAUAAAAUUUUUAAAUGUCCAUCCUUAAUUUUGCCUGUAAAAUAAUACCGAUAAUUGCCUUUGUGAUAGUUUUAAUAAGAAAUUCUGUACAUAUAUUAUAUCUUGCCUGAAUUAUAAUAUGAUAUUUUUUUAAAUAUAAAAUUUUAACAAAGGGUACUUAAAGAUCCAUUGAAAACCUAAGGUCAUGUUUUGAUACUACUGACAGUGUAAAAGUAUAAUACAUUUAGCUUUUGUUUUUGUAGUACAAUUUUUAUUCUUUAGAAAUGUUUGCUUUGAUGAAGAUUUAAAUGGUAAUCUUGAUUUAUAAAAAUGCCAAUAAUAAAAAAAAUAUGGCAAUACUGUUUUUUUUAAGACAUAGAUAUUACUUUAUUGUGAAGAGAAAUUAAUCAUUCAGAAACUAGGAAUAUCACUAAUGCUGGCCAUUUUGUCAUUUGAAAAUAUAAACAUUAUUAUUUAUCCAAUACGUAGGCUUAGAAGUCUUUGGUUGGUUUCGAACACCAGUGUCAGUUGAUGAGAGCUUUUGAAUUUUCAGAUUUGGUUCUACUAACAAAGCUUGCCAAAACUGGCACCAGUUAGGUUAAGGAAAGUGUGUCUGGAUAAUGCAAAAAGCACAUAGAAGGUUCCUUUUCAGUUGGAUCAAUAUUAAGACGAGUAUGAGGCCCUGGCAAAACUCGAUCUCACAUUGCAAGGUAGCCAUAGAACAAAAUUAGCUUACUUUAGUCUCAAAGUGACCUAAUUAAAGUGUAUUGGUUUCAUAUCUACAUGAAAUAUAUUUUUUGAUUUAAUAAAACAUUUUAAAAGCUA
Patella vulgata (common limpet) is the source of this 4833-nucleotide messenger RNA. RefSeq names its product inositol 1,4,5-trisphosphate receptor type 2. Gene Ontology annotation, molecular function: monoatomic ion channel activity. NCBI's taxonomy places the organism in Eukaryota, Metazoa, Mollusca, Gastropoda, Patellidae. Gene Ontology annotation, biological process: transmembrane transport; calcium ion transport. The transcript is spliced from 30 exons. The record is from RefSeq and is a predicted model, not a curated record. Gene Ontology annotation, cellular component: membrane. The coding region runs from base 105 to 3419 and encodes 1104 amino acids.